AUACCCAUCCUCCAUUUGAAUUCUCUCGUAUCAUGGCUUUGAUAUGGCUUCUCAUGCCUCUCAUUCUCAUAUUCCUUUUCAAGCCAUCAUCAACUAAGAACCUGCCACCUGGCCCACGCCCAUGGCCCAUCAUCGGCAACAUGAUGUCCAUGUUGAGUGGGGCCCUCCAUAUCAAGCUCAUGAAGUUAGCUCGAGUCCAUGGCCCACUAAUGCUACUAAAGUUCGGCAGUAAGCCUGUGAUCAUCGUCUCAACACAAGAAUCAGCAAUGGAGGUUCUUCGGACCCAUGAUCGGGCCUUCUCGGGUCGGUCCGUCCCGCAUAGUCUACGGAUAGUAGAACAUAUCAAACACUCGCUUGUGUGGAGCGAUUGCACCGAUGAGUGGAAGAAUCUACGGCGGAUCGCAAAGACAGAGCUGUUCUCAACGAAGAUGUUGGACAUGCAUGCACGUGUUCGACAAGAGAAGGUGAGUGAGAUGGUGGAUUACAUACGUGAGAAUGAAGGUGGGCCGAUCAUGAUAACGGGGGUUGUGUUCGGGACUCUAUUGAAUAUACUGGGGCAUGGAAUCUUCUCGAAGGAUGUGUUUCAGUUUGGUGGGAAGGGUGAUGAGUUUAGGAUGCAGAAGGUGAUUAGGAAGAUGAUAGGAUUAGUGGUGGAGCCGAAUUUAGCGGAUUUUUAUCCCAUAUUGGGUGGGCUAGAUUUGCAAGGGUUGCUUAGGGAGUGUAAGACGUGUUUUGAUGAAGUGAUUGAGGUGUGGAAGGAUACGGUUAAGGAAAGGAGAGCGAAUAGGGACUCUUCAAAGCAUGAUGUCUUGGAAGUUUUACUUGACAACGAGUUCAGUGAUGCUCAAAUCAACGCCUUUUUCUUGGAAUCCUUCGGCCCAGGUUCGGAGAGCAGCAGCACAGCCGUCGAAUGGGCCAUGGCCGAACUCCUAAAACACCCAGAUAAGAUGACCAAACUCCGCGAUGAACUGAACCGCGAAGUGGGCCCCACCAACCUGACCGAGGCCCACCUUCCCAGCCUACGAUACCUCCAGGCGUGCAUCAAGGAGACCCUGCGAUUGCAUCCGGUCCUACCAUUUCUCCUCCCUCAUCGUACGGUCGAGACUUGCCAAGUGAUGGGCUACACAAUUCCAAAAAACUAUGAGACGGUGAUCAAUGCUUAUGCGAUCGGGCGGGACCCGAAUGCAUGGACGGAUCCGGAUACCUUCUGGCCCGAAAGGUUCCUGGACACCGAUGUGGAUUACUCGGGAAACCACUACCAAUUGAUACCGUUCGGUGCUGGAAGGAGGAUCUGCCCUGGGAUACCGUUGUCUAAUCGGGCCAUCCCAUUGUUAAUCGGAUCUUUGAUCCACACCUUCGAUUGGUCCCUUCCUAAUGGAAUGAAAGCCGACGAUCUAGAUAUGACGGAGAAGAUGAGCCUUACACUUGUCAUUAAUCCGUCCCUCGUAGCAGUCCCUAAAGUAAGAGUGUGAUCAGAUGGGAAUGCUCCAUCUGAGAGUGUGUUUCAGUUUUUAAUUAGUAGAAUUGUCAGUUUGCAGAAGUGGGACCCAUGGUUUAAUAUUCUGAGCCGUUGAUAAUAUGGGCCACCACCGUGUGGUGCCCCGUGCACAACAUCUUUUGGAUUUCUUUAAUCUUAGUGGGUCCCAUAUGUGGGUCUUAGGAGUUGUUUUGCUUUUCCUUCGUGUUGUGUUAGUUUGUUGUUGUAUUCUAGGAGUAAUGGUAAUUAUCAAUGCAUAGAGAAGGCCUGGAUAAUAAAUAAAUUUCCUUUAAAU
This is a messenger RNA of Magnolia sinica, 1772 nucleotides long. RefSeq names its product corytuberine synthase-like. The record is from RefSeq and is a predicted model, not a curated record. Bases 33 to 1472 code for a protein of 479 amino acids. The transcript has 2 exons. NCBI's taxonomy places the organism in Eukaryota, Viridiplantae, Streptophyta, Magnoliopsida, Magnoliales, Magnoliaceae. Gene Ontology annotation, molecular function: monooxygenase activity; iron ion binding; oxidoreductase activity, acting on paired donors, with incorporation or reduction of molecular oxygen.